CUCCUACGCAUAUUUGCGUGGAUAUAUAUAUCUUCGUUCUCUUUCUAUAUAUAUAAACUCUAAAGCUUAAAGAUAGGCACGAUUCUAACGCCAUUAUCGUCUUCUUCUUCUUCUUCUUCUGCCAUCUCUCUCUGUCCUCCAAGUCUCCACAAUUUCUCUCCCUCUUGACUCGCUUUUUUCAACUCACCAGUUGUUGCUUUGUUGAAGACAUUACAAGUACACAUUGUAAGAGUUCAAGUGAGAAAAUUUGAAGAGUUUAGCUACAAACAAAGAAAAACAGAGCAGGAAAACAAUAUCAAUUUCUGAAACAGAGUUUAAAAGAAAAAAUAAAAAGACAAUAUGGGUUUCUGGACACUCUUUGAAGUAGCUUCUAUGCCAAUUCUACAAGUGUUACUUAUUAGUAUAUUGGGAGCUUUUAUGGCUACUAGUUACUGCAAUAUUCUUACUACUGAUGCUCGAAAAUCAUUGAACAAGAUUGUUUUCAUAGUCUUUACACCCUCUCUCAUGUUUGCUAGUCUCGCUAAAACUGUGACUUUCCAAGAUGUCAUUUCAUGGUGGUUUAUGCCUGUUAACAUUGGACUCACCUUCUUGAUUGGAGGGAUUCUUGGAUGGAUUGUUGUUAAAUUACUGAAACCACAACCUCAUCUUGAAGGACUUGUUAUUGCUACAUGUUCAUCAGGAAAUUUGGGAAAUCUACUUCUGAUAGUUAUUCCUGCAAUCUGUAAUGAGGAUGGAAGUCCAUUUGAUCGUGACACCUGCAGAUCUGUUGGACUCUCAUACGCAUCUUUCUCUAUGGCGCUUGGUGGUUUCUUCAUCUGGACUUAUACUUACAGUCUGAUACGAUCUUCUGCUGCGAAAUUGAAAGUGAUUGAAGCAGCUGAGGAGAUUACAAAAGCACCCAACAACGAUUUAGAAGCUAGUCAAGAAACUCACCUUCUCAAACAAGAAGAAAAAGAACAUGCUGCAAAAUCUGUUGUUGAUACAGAAACAGAAGCUGUUGUUUCCCAAGAACAUGGAAAAGGAGUACCAUUCUUGAAUAAAUUGCUAGGAUCUCUUCACAAGAUUUUGGAGGAGCUCUUGGCGCCGCCCACGCUCGGUGCAGUGAGUUUCCUCAACAUGUCACAUACAUUUAUUGAUUUCCAAUUAUAUAUAUAUUUGUGGAGUUUCUCCUUUUGGAGCAUUACAUUCCUCAGAAAACUAAUAGUUUUGGGUGAUAAUGCUCCUGCUUCCGUUACUGGCCCUCCCUCCGGUUACAAGGAGCACCUACAAUCCUCUUUAUGGCUUGUUAAAGGAGCAGCUAAAUUUGGAUUCCUUCCAUCAGAACCAUUAUAUCAGUAUGUUCUGAUGAUUCAAUAUACAUUGCCACCUGCUAUGAAUAUUGGUACUAUGACCCAGCUGUUUAAUGUGGGUCAAGAAGAAUGUUCAGUUCUCUUCCUAUGGACAUACUUAGGUGCAGCACUAGCACUUACUGUCUGGUCAACAGUCUUCAUGUGGAUAUUGUCCUGAGGAAAGCUAUUUUUUCAUAGAAAAAGAAAACCACUAUUAUAUCAGUAUAGGAGAAUCAUUAUAGGGGAGAAAUAGCCUAAAAGAAUUCCAUUAAUUGGGAUUUGUUUCAUUUUUUAUUUUUCUUAGUUUUUAUGCAUUGCUUGAUUUGUAGUGAUUGUUUGUAAAUUGCUUACAUAUAGCUUAACAAUUUUUUUUUUUUUUAAAAAAGAAAAAUCAGAUUUGGAUGUGAUGAUUA
Messenger RNA from Jatropha curcas, 1741 nucleotides. NCBI's taxonomy places the organism in Eukaryota, Viridiplantae, Streptophyta, Magnoliopsida, Malpighiales, Euphorbiaceae. The record is from RefSeq and is a predicted model, not a curated record.